Aptenodytes forsteri (emperor penguin) is the source of this 1982-nucleotide messenger RNA. Its product is annotated as cytochrome P450 4B1. The record is from RefSeq and is a predicted model, not a curated record. Bases 1 to 1413 code for a protein of 470 amino acids. The transcript has 12 exons. Gene Ontology annotation, molecular function: iron ion binding; oxidoreductase activity, acting on paired donors, with incorporation or reduction of molecular oxygen; monooxygenase activity. NCBI's taxonomy places the organism in Eukaryota, Metazoa, Chordata, Aves, Sphenisciformes, Spheniscidae.
AUGCAGGCUGCUCUCAGCGUCCGGAGGCACCUUCUCUCCCUCGCCAGCUUGCAUCGGCUUCACGGCCAGUUUCUCAAGGAAGAAGAGGUGCUGGACAAGGUGGAGAUCUGGGCACAGAAGUACCUAUACGCUCACCCUAUCUGGUUCGGAAGCUUCUCAGCAUUCCUGGUUGUCACUGAUCCCGACUAUGCCAAGGCUGUGUUGGCCAGGGGAGAUCCCAAGGAUAACAUCAGCUAUAAACACCUUGUCCCAUGGAUCGGGAAUGGGUUGCUGAUCCUACAUGGGCCAAAAUGGCACCAACAUCGAAAACUCCUGACACCGGGGUUUCAUUACGACGUCUUGAAACCGUACGUGGCCCUGAUGGCAGAGUCUACUAACGUGAUGCUGAAUAAAUGGGAGAAGCUGAUCACAGAUGGGAAACCGGUGGAGCUCUUUGAGCACGUCAGCUUGAUGACUCUCGAUAGCAUCAUGAAAUGUGCCUUCAGUUGUCACAGCAACUGCCAGACCAACAGGAAAAACACCUACAUCCAGGCUGUCUAUGACCUAUGCCACAUGGUGCAUCAGCGCCUCCGCAUCUUCCCCUACCACAACGACAUCAUUUACUGGCUCAGCCCCCACGGAUAUCGGUUCAGAAAGGUCUGCCAGCUCGCUCACGACCACACAGACAAGGUGAUCCACGAGCGAAAGGAAUCCCUUAAAGAUGAACGGGAAUUUGAAAAGAUCCAGAAGAAGAGACAUUUGGACUUCUUGGAUAUUCUGCUGUGUGCCAAAGAUGAGAACGGAGCUGGACUGUGCGAUGAGGACCUGCGUGCCGAGGUGGACACGUUCAUGUUUGAAGGCCACGAUACGACGGCCAGCGGGAUCUCCUGGCUAUUGUACUGCCUGGCAUCUCACCCCGAGCACCAGGCACGGUGCCGGGAGGAGAUCCGAGGGAUCCUGGGGGACCGGGAGAAGCUUCAGUGGGAGGACCUGGGUAAGAUGACUUACAGCACCAUGUGCAUCAGGGAGAGCCUUCGCCUUUACCCACCGGUGCCCGGCGUGUCCCGGCAGCUCAACAAACCCAUCACCUUCCCUGAUGGACGCACCUUGCCAGAAGGCAGCAUCGCUGCGAUAAGCGUUUAUCUCAUUCACAGAAACCCUGCGGUAUGGAAAGACCCUUUGGUCUUUGACCCUUUGCGUUUUUCCCCGGAGAACAUUUCUGGCAGACACUCUCACGCCUUUCUGCCUUUUUCUGCUGGAACAAGGAACUGCAUCGGGCAGCAGUUUGCCAUGAAUGAGAUGAAGGUGGCGCUGGCCCUGACCUUGCUCCGCUUCGAGCUCUCGCCCGAUCCCACCAAGCCUCCCUGCAAAAUACCUCAGAUCAUCCUUCGCUCCAAGAAUGGGAUUCACCUGCACGUAAAGAAAAUCCGCUGAUGCUGGAAAACAUCCUGCCUCCGCCGGAGGGAGGGACCAAGCAGAUGAGGGGACGAUGUUUCCCUGGGGCAAAAGGUGCAGGGCAGGAUUUGGGGAUGAGGAUUCCUGAUUUAUGUGCUUCUCCCACCAACUGAAAGCCUGUUUUGUCCUGGGCCCAGGUAGCCUGGAUCUCGGAGCAGCCAGGCAUGGCCAUGCCUCUUUGCUGGCUUUCCCCUCGCCCCACUGCGGAGUCCAACUGAAGCUGCUGUGAGGGCUGUCUUCCCACUGCAAGGGGCCUGAGAACAUCUGUAGGUCCCACCAGCUUCCUCCUUACCAAAUCCUGCCUUCGCCCUCAUGUUCUGGCCAAAUCCAUGACCGUUCCCAGCCCUGCUCCUUCGUCAGCACCUUCCUCAGUGCCUAGAGGUCAGCCCUCCUCUCCUGCAGCAGGGACAGCCCGUGGCAGACCUCUGUCUUUCUUCUCACACUCAAUAAGUCUCUGUUUUGUUGAAAGCACUGAUUCCAGUUUGGGUUCUGAAAUUCUGCCUGAACUGCAAAAUAUUCUGUAAUUUUUGUGUUAAUAAACCAAUAAU